AUGCCGCUGGUGAAGAGGAAUAUCGAGCCCCGGCACCUGUGCCGGGGGGCUCUUCCCGAGGGGGUGACGAGUGAGCUGGAAUGUGUCACCAACAGCACGCUGGCUGCCAUCAUCAAGCAGCUGGGCAGCCUCAGCAGGCACGCAGAGGACAUCUUCGGAGAGCUGUUCAACGAAGCCAACAGCUUCUACAUGAGGAUGAACUCGCUGCAGGAGAGGGUGGACCUGCUGGUCAUCAAGGUGACGCAGCUGGACUCUACGGUGGAGGAAGUUUCGCUGCAGGACAUCAACAUGAGGAAAGCCUUCAAGAGUUCCACAGUGCAGAACCAGCAGGUCGUGUCUCGCAACUCCAUCCCCAACCCAGUGAUGGAGAUGUACCAGCGCUGCGACAAGCCCCCGCCGCUCAACAUCCUCACGCCCUACAGGGAUGACAAAAAGGAUGGUCUCAAAUUCUACACUGACCCCUCCUACUUCUUCAACUUAUGGAAGGAGAAAAUGUUGCAGGCAACAGAAGAUAAGAGAAAGGAGAAGCGCAGGCAGAAGGAGCAGCGGCUGGUGGAAGACUCCACCCGGGAGGUGAAGAAAGUGAGGAAAGCCCGUAACCGGCGCCUGGAGUGGAACAUGAUGGCCUAUGAUAAAGAGUUCCGGCCCGAUAACAGGUUCUCACCAUCCCCCUAUCACAUGGCAUCAUCGGAAGGAUCACUGUCCCCAGAUAAUAGAUCUUACGCAUCGGACGCUGCCGAC
Nestor notabilis (Kea) is the source of this 741-nucleotide messenger RNA. RefSeq names its product wiskott-Aldrich syndrome protein family member 3-like. The annotation marks the transcript as partial. Gene Ontology annotation, biological process: positive regulation of Arp2/3 complex-mediated actin nucleation; actin cytoskeleton organization. The transcript is spliced from 6 exons. NCBI's taxonomy places the organism in Eukaryota, Metazoa, Chordata, Aves, Psittaciformes, Psittacidae. The record is from RefSeq and is a predicted model, not a curated record. Gene Ontology annotation, molecular function: Arp2/3 complex binding; protein kinase A regulatory subunit binding. Gene Ontology annotation, cellular component: cytoskeleton; lamellipodium; SCAR complex.